AUGGAAAAGAUCACAAAUCGUGAUCUUUAUUUCACUGACUUUAUUGAAAUCUUAGGAACGGUUUGUUUGACACCAGAGCUCAUGACAAGACUGUCCGAACACUCGUACUUUGAACACGAAAUGAGAACAGUUGUCCAAAGAUUAUCAACUGAUGGCGAAAAACUGUUGUUUAUGAUGACAUCGUUUACCAGAUCCCGGAGCACUUGCGAUGAAUUCAUCAGAUUGUUGCGCGAAACCGAUCACACGGACAGUCAAUCUAACAAACAUGUCGCCGAUCGGCUACAGGAAUAUAACACAUCCAAAGGGAACUGGGAGUUUCGUAUGACACCCAAUCUAAAUGUCACCAAAUCUAAAGCUCCGUUAAAGGGAACGUUGUUUUAUUCGAUGACUAAAACCCCGCGCGGAAAGUGUGUUAUUGUAAAUAACGUACCAAAAGAGGUGCACAUAGAGUCUGAUAGGUUUAAAGAUAUAUUUCAAAAACUACACUUUGAUGUCCAUGACUGGUAUGACCUGACUGUAGAUAAGAUCGUCAGUAAUCUACAAGAAUUAAAAUCCGAAAUAACCAGCGAUGACGACGCCUUUGUGCUUAUGAUUAUCAGUCACGGAUCAGAAGAGUCAGUACUCGGUAAAGACGGCUGUGAAGGGCUGAUCACAUUGGAUGUCGAUCCCAGUAAUAGUGUAUCUAAACGGCAGAUCAAAGAGGAUGUUAUUGAAAUUAAAAAGAUUGUCGACAUAUUUUCAGAUAGCAAUUGUCCGCAACUUAUGCUAAGACCUAAACUGUUUUUCUUUACCUGUUGUCGAAACAAUCCUGUCGAAGAGCUAACAGGUCCUCAACAGCAACAACAACAUGAAAAAAGUCAAUCAACUUUGGCCACAGUUUUUACGGAAAUGCCUAAAGAGGGAAACUUAAAGACAAUGGACAAGUGCUGGUCUGAUGCCAACCGCGAUAUAUUUAUAUGCUAUUCAUGUGCUGAAGGAUCUAAGUCUUACUUUGAUAUUUUCAAUGGUAUCACCCAUUUUGGACAGGCGUUCAGCCAUUGUUUGGCACAGUAUGCUUGCGAGGAAACAUUGAACUCUAUAAUGAGUCGGACCUGUAAUUUGAUGCACCAGUAUUUUGAACAAACCGGAGAUUAUGCGCCAGAAUUUAGAGGUAAAGGAUUGAGACGGGAACUGGCGUUUAAUCCAUAA
This is a messenger RNA of Oppia nitens, 1188 nucleotides long. RefSeq names its product caspase-9-like. Lineage: Eukaryota; Metazoa; Arthropoda; Arachnida; Sarcoptiformes; Oppiidae. Gene Ontology annotation, molecular function: cysteine-type endopeptidase activity. Gene Ontology annotation, biological process: proteolysis. Bases 1 to 1188 code for a protein of 395 amino acids. The transcript is spliced from 5 exons. The record is from RefSeq and is a predicted model, not a curated record.